Episyrphus balteatus (marmalade hoverfly) is the source of this 2034-nucleotide messenger RNA. It is a transcript of the gene mlt, whose product is annotated as tubulin-specific chaperone cofactor E-like protein. The transcript has 8 exons. The coding region runs from base 477 to 1994 and encodes 505 amino acids. Gene Ontology annotation, biological process: protein folding. Gene Ontology annotation, molecular function: alpha-tubulin binding. NCBI's taxonomy places the organism in Eukaryota, Metazoa, Arthropoda, Insecta, Diptera, Syrphidae. The record is from RefSeq and is a predicted model, not a curated record.
CUUUUUACUUUAACAUGUUAGCAGCAGUGCGAGUGCAAGUUGCAAAAGCUUCAAAUUCAUUGUGCUGUAUGGGUGUUCUUGUUUAAAGUAGAACAAUACAACAAAAAAAAAGAAAUAUUUAAUUUACAUUGCACAAAAUACCUUUUCUAUGAUUUAAUAAUAAACAUCCAUCAGCUGGUCUUGUGGUGAUGUUGAAACAAAAAUUCAAAGUGUAACAUCAACAAAUCAAAAUAAAAAAAUUAUUGUAAAGUGAAAAGAGAAAAAAAAAACGUUGACCUUGACGAAAAACGAAUACAAAAUUAUUAAAAACGGUCCAAGUUGAAUUUAAUUUUAAAUAAAAAUAAAAGGGGAAUCGCAAUCGUGACUAUUCGCUUUGGCUCUGCUGUCUGCGCUCACAUGGACGAAUAUUUAGUGAGUAGUUGUUGAAUUGAUGUAAAAAAAUAUUGGACGAAAAUAUUAAAUAAUUAAGUUUUAGAAUGCCAUCUUUGUUAGAAGCUUUGGAGCGGAAGUAUGGUUUGGCGGAGGACAUCGACGUUGAGGAAUCGGUAGUGCCCAUAUAUGUCCCAAAGUUGCCACCGUUGUUGUGCGUUCCCGAAUUAUUAGUUCUAAAUGAUUGUGAUAUCGACUGUGCUGGUGAUACUGAGGCCCUUAAAGAAAAAUGCCGAGCAGUAAAAGAACUCGAUUUGGCACAAAACAAUCUGAGAGAUUGGGAUGAAAUAUUCAGAAUCUUAAAACACAUGCCAAAGAUUGAGUUUCUUAAUCUUAGUAAGAAUCGCUUUUAUGGACCCGUAACAUUCACACCUACCCCUGCUCCAGCUAUGAGCGGUCUCAAAAGUGUUGUAUUAAAUGGAACUUGCUUAAAUUGGAGUGGUAUUGAUAUGCUAUUAAAAUGUCUGCCAGUGCUUGAAGAAUUGCACCUUAGUUUAAAUGAUUAUCAGAAUGUUCUCAUUGAUACAAUUGAUGAGAAUGAAGAAAUAGAGAACCGAAAAAGAGACAACGAAGAGAAUAAUGCCAUUACAACGGAAACACCACCAAUUGCCAUAAAAGACUAUGCCGAUACAACACAGACAGCAAAUGCCGAAUAUUCAAAUUUAAUAACCAGUACAGCCGCAGAUAAUAAUAAAAGUCCAGAGGCUACUUCAUCAGAAGGUACUACAUAUAAAAAAGUUCCCGCUCAUAAUGGUGUUAAAAAACUUCAUUUCACUGGAAAUCCUGUAGAAGAUUGGAGAGAAAUAUGUCGUUUGGGACGUGUAUUUCCAAAUCUGGAAACAUUGGUGCUAGCAGAAUGUCCAUUGAGAUCAAUUGAGCCAAUUUCACCGACAGAUUCUGUUAAAGUUGUUGCUGAUGAUAUGAACAACAGAGAAUCGCCUCAUAAAUAUUUUUCAAAUUUAGCGAUUUUAAAUUUGAGUAGUACUAAAAUCAACACAUGGGAAGAUAUAGAUAGACUUGCAAAGUUUCCUAGUUUAAGGAAUCUACGUGUGCAGAAUUGGCCUUUAUGGGAAAAAUGUGAAGCCACAGAGCAUGAAAGAAGGCAGCUAUUAAUUGCCAGAUUACCUUUUCUUCAAACCUUAAAUGGCGGUGGAACUAUAACUGCUGACGAAAGAGAAGAUGCCGAACGAGCAUUCAUUCGCUACUACAUGGAACACCCUGAGAGUGAUAUACCACUGCGAUAUAACGAACUAAUUGCCAAACAUGGAAAAUUAGAUCGUCUUGUAAAUGUAGAUUUAAAGCCUGAAAAAAGGGUAAAAGUAAACUUUACCUUUGGAAAUUAUUCAGAGACGCGAUUAGUCGAUGUUUACAGGAGUGUUGUCGAUCUUAAAUCUCGUUUGGAAAAAAUCGUAAAACUUCCAGCAAAAGACAUGAGGCUGUUUUAUAUUGACCAGGACUUAAAGGAAUUACAAGGACCAGAAGAAAUGAAAUUUCCUAAUAAACAACUGUACAGCUACAACAUCAGAUCUGGUGACGAAAUUCUCAUAGUCCAGAAAAAUUGUUAACAAAUCAUAUUUAUAUAUAAAUAUAUAUUUUAUAACACUA